Myxocyprinus asiaticus (Chinese sucker) is the source of this 2938-nucleotide messenger RNA. Its product is annotated as osteopetrosis-associated transmembrane protein 1-like. The transcript has 6 exons. The coding region runs from base 99 to 1031 and encodes 310 amino acids. The record is from RefSeq and is a predicted model, not a curated record. Gene Ontology annotation, cellular component: cytosol. NCBI's taxonomy places the organism in Eukaryota, Metazoa, Chordata, Actinopteri, Cypriniformes, Catostomidae.
AGCCAUGUGACCGAGAUGUCGGAAAAGAAAGAAACAGGAAGUGUGCAGAGUCUGGAAAGGCAGCAGCGUGUUGUACUAUUUGGGAUAAAAAAAAAGAUAUGGGUUUUUGUACGAAAUUUGCAUUUAUAGUAUCGUGUCUAUUUGUAGGAUGGGCGACUAUUCAAAUUACAGUUGUUAAAUGCUCUGUUUACCCACCGGAGAUGAGUGGCGAAGGUGCACUAAAGCUUCCCACACCAGUCAUUCCCAUGUCACCUGUUUUCCAAGCGAACAGUUUGGGAUUUUUCUACUCUCUCAGUCUUUCAUCUAACUUUCCAGAGGACUUGGAGGUUAACGAACAUUGCAUUAAACUGUUCCGCAUCUUUGGUGAACGCUACGUGAUUUAUGCGAACUGUCUUGUGACUUAUGCACGACCCGUCAAAAUCUGUCAGAACUGUUACACUGGCUUCAACAGUCUGGAGGAAAUAUAUACAAAUAUCUCAUCUGACCAGCCGGGUCCUGGAAAUGUCAGCUGCCAUGACAGCCUGAUGCGUUCUGAUAGGCUGAUGCUGCUCUAUAACCUUUACAGCAAUUUAGAUGAGAUUUGGACAUCAGCAGGAUGCAAACAAUGUCUAAGUGGAGAUCAACAGACUCUGUCCAAUGAUACCAUUUACUUCAUGGCUACUCUGAAUAAAUCACUGACCUGCUUUGAGAAAUAUCAGGGGAACUACUCUGAAUUGUGUAAAGACUGUAAAGGCUCAUACAAAAGGUUAAACGAGCUCUAUGGCAGCAUGGAGAAAAACCAAACACUCUGCAUUGAUAUAGAGGAUGCAGUAAACAUGACACGGCAGUUAUGGAGUAAAACGUUUGGUUGCUCAUUCCCUCGUGAGGAGAUUGUGCCUGUCAUUGCAGUGUCCUGCUUCAUGCUCUUCCUUCCCAUCAUCUUCUACUUAAGCAGUUUCCUGCACUCAGAACAAAAGAAACGCAAGCUCAUACACCCCAACAGAGCCAAGUCCAGUAGUAGCCUAAUGAAUAUCCAGGACAAAUUCAGCUGAGUGGAGAAGAUGGAAAGAGGGGCCACAGACUGAAUCUUUGGCUCACCUCUUCCACUAAAGGAAAAGGCGCUUUCUGCAUGGAUAGGUGGGGUUCACUGCUUUUCUUGGACUCCAAGAUCAUCCUGGAUCAAAGACUUUACGAUGCUGCCCAGCUGCUGUGAUCACAUUCUAGCAUUCUAUUUAUGUAGAAAGUGUAAGAUUUGCACUAUUAAUAUGCCAAAUACAAGAUUUGCAGCCAUUUUUCGCUGAUGUGUUAAAAUAAAGAGCUGUAUUUCAGUGAGGAUCAAUGAUAAUUUCAAUAUUAUAAAGGAUGUUAGUAUUAUAAAUUUAUAUUUAAUGAAUGAAUGAGAGAGGGAGAUUUAUCUUUUACAUGAGACUGGUUUUGCUUCAUUUUUACUGCACUAAGAGAGCAUGUUACAUUUUAAAUUCAUUAUUUUGUUAGGUAAUGGUGAAUUCACACACACGCACAACAUGGCAAUGGUACCACUUCUGGAAGCACUCCAUGUGCAUUAGAGAAAAAUCUGGUAACAAAUACCUGAUUCAAGGUCAAAGGUAUGCCGUUAGUAGAAGAGAAAAGUAAAUGAUAAAAUAAAGGGAAAGGGAAAACAGUCAUGGAAAGGCAACAUAAGGCAUUUUUAAACACCUCAUGUGCCUGUUUACUAUAGACCUUUCAUUAUAUAAAUGGAGUACUUGUAGUCUUUCUUCACUUAUAUGGUUAGAUACUUUCAAUCAGUUAUCAUUUAAAAAACAGAAGACCAAUUAUUCAAAUAGAAUUAGACAAGGAAAAUGAAAGAAUAACUAAUAGUGUUGCAUCAGAAUAAUCAUUCAUUUGUUCAGACCAGAUGUUGCCUAUUUCUAAAAGUAUUUAAGUGUAAUAUUUAUAGAAACUCGAAUCCAUUACGUUUAUUCAUAGGAUCUGUUCAGUUUAAUACAAGAAAUAGAACUACACCUGUGAAAUUGUUUUUUACCCCAAAGCUUCCUCAUACCUCUCUUUUAAAAUAUGUUAAUUGUGGUUUACUUCUUAAGACUUUUCCUUGGUGCGAUUGACAGGCUUGUUGUUUUCAGGGUUAUGUGGACUUUCCUUGGAUUGCAAAGCGCCCAUUUCCCCUGUCAUUAGCAGCUAAUCUAAAUGUAGGAUAAAGUUACUUGGCCAAAUAAUCGUAACAACACAUCCGUUUAAGCUGCCUUGGCUUUUUGGUCUUAUGGAGGCGAGCCAUUGCCUAUCACACUGGCCGUUAAGCGCAUUUCGCUUGAUUUGUUCAAUCAUAUGAUCUAGCAGGAAGAUGUGGGAAAAAUAGCCUUUUCAUGCACGGCUUAUGAGCGCAAUGUGUAUCGAGAAUGUCAGCUUUCAUCCCUGCAAUGCCAGAUCCAUUAAGCGGUGAUGAAAGUCAUUACUCCUGACCUGACUUGAAAUUGUAGUGAGUAGGCAAAUUUUAUGGCCACAUGUUAGAGGAACUGACGCAAAACCAAAAUACCUUUAAGGCGUAUAACCCAAGCCUUAUUUUACCUGACAAGAACCUUAGAGACGAUGAGGGGAAACUGCUGGGGGAUAUGAGAUUAUGCUUCACCACGUUUUGCCCCGGCAAGAAUCAAAGCAGUGACUUUGGACCUUAAGCAAUGAGCCCGUUAUGAAAUAUCCCUCUUAGCCUGAAACUCAACAUUAUUUCAGAAAUCCACCAAACCAAGAUUUUCAGCAGAGAUAAGGCACUCGUUUUAAAAGUUGCCAUUAGGAUUUUGGAUGACCUGUCAUUAUAAAUGAGAUCAGCGUUUUCAAUUAAAUCAUUUUGUGUGUAGGUGAUUGCUAUCUGUUUGUGCUUCUUCUGAAGAACUUGCAUAAUCAAAAGUCUGAUUGUACCUUUUGUAAGGCUGUGGUUUUAUUAUGAAUAAAAUGACAUACUAAUGCUAAA